GAUUUCUCGUCUGGUCGAGGCACAAGCCCGACAGCGAUACGUACACUCCCUGGAGAAGACACACACAUCAGCGAGUGCAGUGAACAGAGUGAUAGCAAGAUGGAAGGUGCGGUGAAUCAGGCUGUGUCAGAUGUUAACGACAGUAUUGUUGACAAUGUCAAUAAGACAUCGAGUCAGGAUCCAGCAUCAGCAGAGGGAAUGGUCCUGGCUUACGGGAGUCUCGUGGUGAUGGCCAUCCUGCCGAUUUUCCUCGGGAGCUUUCGAUCGGUCAAGCACCAGAAGGAACAGCAGCAAAAAUUUGAGACGAGUGGGGAGAAACCAGAAACCAUGUCCCACCGGGAUGCAGCAAUGUUCCCUGUCAUCUCCAGUUGUGCUCUCUUCGGAUUGUACCUAAUUUUUCAAAUAUUCUCGAAGGAAUACAUCAAUCUACUCUUGACCGGUUACUUCUUUUUCCUGGGGGUUCUAGCCCUGUGUCAUCUCACGAGCCCCAUUAUAUCAUCCCUGGUGCCUGCGGCCAUUCCAAAAACCCCGUAUCAAAUACAAUUCACCUCAGGCGAAGGCGACAAGACCGAAGAUAUCAUAAAUUACACAUUUAAUCUACACGACAUCGUUUGCCUCAUUUGCUGUUCACUGAUUGGAGUAUGGUAUCUCCUCCAGAAGCACUGGGUGGCGAACAACUUGUUCGCGAUAGCCUUCGCAAUAAACGCAGUCGAGCUGCUGCACCUGAACAACAUAGUGACAGGCUGCAUCCUCCUGGGAGGUCUCUUCAUCUACGACAUCUUCUGGGUGUUCGGUACCGACGUCAUGGUGACAGUGGCCAAGUCCUUCGAGGCCCCGAUAAAGCUGGUAUUCCCCCAGGACCUGAUUGAGCUGGGCCUCAAGGCAAAGAAGUUUGCGAUGCUGGGGCUGGGGGACAUAGUCGUCCCAGGGAUCUUCAUCGCUCUGCUGUUGAGGUUCGACCACAGCCUGGGGCGAAAAUCCUACACUUACUUUUACACGACAUUCUUCGCCUACUUCAUGGGCCUGAUAGCAACGAUGCUGGUGAUGUUCGUGUUCAAUCACGCCCAGCCAGCCCUUCUGUACCUGGUGCCAGCGUGCAUAGGCACUCCCCUGCUGGUAGCCCUCGUCAAGGGCGAUCUCAAGAAGAUUUUCACGUAUGAGGAUCAUCCCUCGGCCCUUAAGGAGCCCCAGACGGAAGCUCAAGUUGACGGGAAGAAGGAUAAAUAGAGAUAUAUCGAAGUUUAUUUAAAUAAUUGAACGAUAACGCUUGAUCCACCGAGGAACAUCAGUCUUAGUAAAUUAAUUUUUCAUUGGGGUGGAGGAAUGUCGGUCCUAUGCGAUAGUUCAGGGGAGGAAUGACGAAUUGUCAAUUGAGACGUGUAUCAUAGUCGAGGGAGGGAGGGGAUUCAAUGGAUUUUGAUGUGGGGAGGGAAUCACUCUGGGAAAUUGGCUAGAAUCCAUUGAGAUCCUGUUUUUUUACUUAUUCUCAGACGAUUGGUGGGUAGAAUUAUUCAUUGGAAUUUCGAAAUACUGGUGGCAUUCUUAUUCUUGACAUUUGCGACGGACUUUUAUCAGUGGAAAUGUCAGAUUAGUGGGGAUUUCAUCAGCAAAAAUAUUCGGUAAGAAUGGAUUUUAAUGCAUUUGAGGAUUUUGAAGAGUUUGCAAGUUCUCUCAGGUGUUUAUAAGAUUUCUAGUAGUUCGGUGCAAAUAAUUUCUUGAGGGAUUUCUUUCGAAUUUAUAUUUACGCACUUGUCAUGAAAUGGAAAUCUAGUGAGAACCUGUUUUUUGUUAUUCUGAGACGUUUGAUGAAUAGAAUUAUUCAUUAAAAGUUCAAAAUCCUGAUGGAAUUAUUAUUUUUGAGGUUUAUUACAGAUUUUUUUGUGGAAA
Messenger RNA from Diachasma alloeum, 1887 nucleotides. Its product is annotated as minor histocompatibility antigen H13. Lineage: Eukaryota; Metazoa; Arthropoda; Insecta; Hymenoptera; Braconidae. Gene Ontology annotation, molecular function: aspartic endopeptidase activity, intramembrane cleaving. Gene Ontology annotation, cellular component: lumenal side of endoplasmic reticulum membrane; membrane; cytoplasmic side of endoplasmic reticulum membrane. Bases 100 to 1227 code for a protein of 375 amino acids. The record is from RefSeq and is a predicted model, not a curated record. The transcript is spliced from 5 exons. Gene Ontology annotation, biological process: membrane protein proteolysis.